CAGACUGUGAUCAGCUGAAGUUUUGUAAAGUCUUGUGCUCCGAAGGAAAGUGAGCGCGCGCCGUGAUCCGCGCGGUGGCUUCAUAUAACGCUCCGUCUCCUGCCCUUUGUUGUUGUUCUCACGCUAACGUGCGCGAUCCGAGGAGCCGACACGACUGCGCGGUCGCAUUCCGCCCCGACUUCCCCUCUGCCAGCGGCCUGGUUGCUUUGAGAUGAGCAGAAGAUGUCGGUGUCGGGGCUGAAGGCCGAACUGAAGUUUCUGGAGUCCAUUUUUGACCCAAAUCACGAGCGGUUCCGAAUAAUAGACUGGAAACCCGACGAGCUCAGUUGUCAGUUCAACGUAACUGGAGAGAAGCUGCUGAUCAUUCAUUGCAACAUCACGGAAUCCUAUCCCUCCACCCCCCCAAUAUGGUUUGUUGACUCCGAUGAUCCCAGUCUUGCUGAAGUGCUGGAGCGCUUAGAGGAUGUGAGGAAAGGCAGCACAUUGCUUCUCCAGCAGCUGAAGCGCCUCAUUUGUGACCUCUGUCGGCUUUACAACCUUCCACAACAUCCUGACGUGGAAAUGCUGGACCAGCCUCUCCCCGCCUGUCCCAUCACCCAAGACCGCAAGCAUGUGCCAUCCGAUGAGGUGACAUCAGAGGAGGAGGAGGAGGAAGAAAUGGCAGAGGACAUAGACCUGGACCAAGACCUGGACCAUUACGAAAUGAAAGAGGAGGAGCCUGUUGACGGCAAAAAAUCAGAAGAUGACGGAAUAGAAAAGGAAAAUUUGGCCAUCUUGGAAAAAAUACGAAAGAACCAGAGACAAGACCACUUAAAUGGUGCUGUCUCUGGUUCGGUCCAAGCUUCAGAUCGCCUCAUGAAAGAACUCAGGGAGAUCUACAGGUCGCAAAGUUACAAGACAGGUAUUUAUUCAGUCGAACUAGUCAGUGACAGCCUGUAUGAAUGGCAUGUCAAGUUAAGGACGGUAGACCCAGAUAGUCCAUUACAUAGUGACUUACAGGUUUUAAAAGAAAAGGAGGGAGUGGAUUACAUUCUGCUGAAUUUCUCUUAUAAAGAUAAUUUUCCUUUUGAUCCACCUUUUGUGCGGGUUGUCACACCUGUGCUCUCCGGAGGUUAUGUUCUUGGAGGGGGGGCCUUGUGCAUGGAGCUUCUAACAAAACAGGGCUGGAGCAGUGCCUAUUCCAUAGAAUCUGUCAUUAUGCAGAUCAAUGCAACUCUGGUUAAAGGCAAAGCUAGGGUGCAGUUUGGAGCCAAUAAGAACCAGUACAGUCUUGCCAGAGCACAACAGUCAUACAAAUCCCUGGUGCAGAUUCAUGAAAAGAAUGGCUGGUACACACCACCUAAAGAAGAUGGAUAAGGACCUGCCGCCACCGUGCACUGGAACCAUGUAUUCCGGGCAUCUUGUUUUCUUUGAAAAGUUGCCCCUCUCUGACUUAACUGGGAAAUAUCUAAUCAUUUUCAUGAAAACCAUCUCAUCUGACGAGCAUCGUUCGGUUCGCUCCCGAAGACAGAACUCUGAUGUCGCUCCUCCUGUCAGUGUUUGAGUUCGCAGGAGUUUUUCAGACGAUCACCUGUCCUAUUUCUUUUUUCCUUUUGCUUGUUCAUUUUUCUUUCAGAAAAAGAAGAAAAAACAACUAAUUUCUUCCUUUUUAUUGUUGGGGGGGGGGGGGUGCUUUCUCUUUCAGCUGCUUUAAAAAAGUGAGUGUCACGGCCCCCCCCCCCACCCCUUAAGUGAAUUUUAAAAGAUUUAUACAGAAGCUCUUGAAGUGGCACCUCAUUGCACCUCAAUGUUUUUAAUCGACUAUGAUUUUUGUUUCUUUUUUUUUUGUGGAAAUUAAAAGGUACAUAAAGGCAAAUAUUGUUUUAGAAAUAUUGUUUUGCAUUUGUUUUUAUUUGAGCAUCAUAGAUAAUAAAGGAGCCAAUUUGAUAUAUUGGAUACUUAUCCUAAAAUUAGGUCUGGUAUCGUUUACCUUCAUUUUUUCCCCCCUCUUUGUUUUUUUUUCUUUUAAACCAUUUGACUACGCAGAAUCAAAAACAUGAGAUGAACAUCUCCAUACAGUAAAACUUGUUUGUUUUUUUUAACCAGAAAAUGUUGGAGCUAUGAAUUAGUUUUUGCCCCUAUUUGUUUGCUCCUCUUGUUUCUUGAACCUCAGUCUCUUUUGUGGGUUACAGCUGUUGAGGCAGAUGUUUAGCUUGACGCUGACAGUGAAGCUGAAUCAGCAGGAGAAAACAAACCUCAUUCUACCCAUUUUUAGAGCCUAUACCUUCCUGUAAUUUGUGGUAACGUGUGGGCAGUUAUUAAUCUCAUCGAUGCUGUAUUCCCUUAAAAGAACAGAAACUUUAAGGGUUUUUUCUCUUCUACAGCUAAAAGCUUCUCUGCUUUCUGGGCAGAGCUGAGCCCAAACAUUUUCUUCUUCUAAAGUCAAAGCUUAGUGCUGCCACAGCGGAAUAAAAACAAAAAAAGCUGUUAUCAAUAUUCAAAUGCAAACGGAGAGACUGUGCAACGCUUUAUCGCUUCUUUUUCUGUUUUCCUUAACGCAGCAUUUUUUUUCCUCUUUUUUUUUUUUCCACUAUGGAUGUGAGGAGCUGUUACCGUUCAUCAGAUUUACAGCCUGAGUCUCAUGACUGAGUUAGCCACACCCCUUCAAACCCAUCGCUGUUAUGAGGUUGGGUUUGCUCUGGAGUGCCCCACCCUCCUCUCUGUUUGAUGUUACGAUCACAGAAAACUCAUUUCAUGAAAACCUGAACCUGCACAUGUUAUCUUUAACAAUGCAAUAUACAGUAGUACAUCAUAAGUAUUGCUGGUCCCUCUACUCCACAAGACACACACUGUAUCCAUCAGUCUGAUGGCUCUUUUGCAGAGUCUGCAAAAGUAGGCAACUCAGGUAACCAUACUUCAGAGGUUGUUCCUACACGACUGUGUUGACGUAUCUGAUGGUGCUGUGGACCCCAGUUUUUCUUUCUUGCCUGUUGGUCUGACAGUUUCAAAGGUUUCCAGCUGUUGAGAAGUGAUGGUUUCGCAGCCGCAUGUUGGCGUUUUGCAUCUUUUAUUCCCAGUUUUUGCAUGGAGUCUUUACAAUUUUCCUCGUUGGGAUAAGUGGUAACGAUGUGUUUGUGCAGGUGUUACAGCAUAAAAAGAUUAAAGUCAACGUGCUAACUGUGUAUUUUCAAAUCUUAAAUUAUAUUUCCCAGUACACAGUUGUUGCACUACUUUGGAUUUCUCUGAGAAAAGGAGGACUACUUUUCCUGAUGGGGGGGGUGCAAAGUCUCCCUUUGCAAAAGAGCCAGAACGCCUCAAAACGGGUCGAAGGAGCGACAGAGAUGACGGAGAAUCCUCUUCUCCACAAUCUCUUCAUCUUUGGACACCAACAGAAACAUGGAGUCUGGCUCUGUCGGCUCGCUCUGGUUUUCCUUUCAUUUUCCAUUUUCCAUCUGAAGAAAUUUUGACCAUGUACAGAAAUUUGUAAACUUGCAUCAAGUUUAUGAAUAAAGAAUUUUAAGAUGA
Molecule: messenger RNA, 3504 nt
Organism: Oryzias latipes (Japanese medaka)
Lineage: Eukaryota; Metazoa; Chordata; Actinopteri; Beloniformes; Adrianichthyidae
Product: ubiquitin-conjugating enzyme E2 Q2
Source: RefSeq, a predicted model, not a curated record